AUGGUCCAGGCAGCUGGUGUGACUAAGCCAUGGCUUGUAAGGAUGGGGCGGAGGGGCGUAGACUGUGAAGGCAUGGAGGGAGAGUUUGUUUGGUUGUUUCCUAUAGCAUCGUCUUCAGCAGUGCCUAUUCCCGGAACUUUCGCAUGGCCACUCACGGCUCGAGGGAAGCCGAGGAGAGGAAUGCUUCGACGGGCCGUCUUCUCUGACGUGCAGCGAAAAGCGUUGGAGAAGAUGUUUCAGAAACAGAAGUACAUCAGCAAACCAGACAGAAAGAAAAUGGCGACGAAACUUGGCCUUAAAGACUCUCAGGUAAAAAUUUGGUUCCAAAAUCGAAGAAUGAAAUGGCGCAAUUCCAAAGAAAGAGAGCUUCUUUCAUCAGGAGGUUGCAGGGAACAAACAUUGCCGACGAAAAUGAACCCCAAUCCUGACCUGAGCGACGUUGGCAAAACGUUUGAAACUGACGUGGCUCUGAGAGAAAGCCCGUGCGCGCCUUUCUGUCAGCCGCGCGGGGAUCACGAGCUCAACGUAGAUUUACAUUUCACUUCGCCUUCUAUCUCCAGCAAGCACUCAGACUUCUCAGAAUCAGAGGACGAGGAAAUAACCGUGUCAUAAUCAUU
Molecule: messenger RNA, 617 nt
Organism: Sinocyclocheilus rhinocerous
Lineage: Eukaryota; Metazoa; Chordata; Actinopteri; Cypriniformes; Cyprinidae
Product: homeobox protein DBX1-B-like
Exons: 3
Coding region: 1-612 (203 amino acids)
Biological process (GO): cell differentiation in spinal cord; regulation of transcription by RNA polymerase II
Molecular function (GO): DNA-binding transcription factor activity, RNA polymerase II-specific; DNA binding
Source: RefSeq, a predicted model, not a curated record